CGAAUAUAGUUUAGUUUUUUGGAAAAAAUCAUAAAUACAAUAAAACAUUCUACAAUUUAAAAACGUUCAAGAGGAUGAAGCUUUUGUGCUUUAUAAGUGUUUUAGCUGUGAUUUUGGCCUGUGUCUUGGCUGAAGAUGAAAAGAUUGUUGAAAAAUUAGAGGAAUCUUCAACUGUUGCUGUAGAACCUUCAACUUUGAUUGAUGUAGAUGCCGGUGUUAAGGCUGAUGGAGAUGUAGUGCGUCAAACUAGACAAUUUCGUACAUUUGGUCUUGGUCGUCCCUUUGGAGGUGGAUUCUAUCGACCAAGACCUUACUAUGGUGGCGGUUUCUAUAGACCAAGACCUUUCUAUGGUGGUGGCUUCUAUAGACCUAGACCAUAUUAUGGUGGUGGUUUUUAUGGCGGCGGUUUCUAUCCCUCUCCCUAUUAUGGAGGUUUCUAUGGUUAAUUUAAGUAAUACAUUGUGAUGUUAAGUGGAUUAAUUUUAAGUAUUUUAAUUUAAUUUUAAGUGAAAUAAAAAGACUAAAAAUUAAAAAUAUAAAA
Molecule: messenger RNA, 541 nt
Organism: Lucilia sericata (common green bottle fly)
Lineage: Eukaryota; Metazoa; Arthropoda; Insecta; Diptera; Calliphoridae
Exons: 1
Coding region: 75-446 (123 amino acids)
Source: RefSeq, a predicted model, not a curated record